Messenger RNA from Penicillium vulpinum, 381 nucleotides. RefSeq lists its product as uncharacterized. Lineage: Eukaryota; Fungi; Ascomycota; Eurotiomycetes; Eurotiales; Aspergillaceae. The record is from RefSeq and is a predicted model, not a curated record. The transcript is spliced from 3 exons. Bases 1 to 381 code for a protein of 126 amino acids.
AUGGCUGCCGCUAACGAUCAGCUUGCUCAACCAUCCUUGCCACUGGAAAUCGUGGCUCACAAUGCCACCGUGAUCAUAAGCGGUGUGCUUUUGGGGGCCCUGCUUGCGUUCGUUACUUCUCACCUGGGCUGGCUGCGCCACCAUCUCGGCUUGAACGAUCGGUUGGUCAACACAAUCUUCCCACUGGGAACACGAUUCUUCUUCUUUACAUUUCCUUUGUGGAUUAUUAUGACAAUACAACCUGCUCUGCGCAUUUCUGCGUUUAUAAGAGAACAAGUUCCUCUGUUUUGUCAGUCAAUGAUGCCCAAUCUAUUCCCACCGGAGGACAAUGUCAUUUUCGAGAGCAAGAAUCCGGCUCAAAUGACCACACCCACUGGUUGA